AUGGAGAAUGCAUCUGCUGGCCGAGAACCGCACUAUCACGAAGUCCAUAGGAUUACCAAUCCCCACAGUAUCAACGAAUCGUCCGGGAAGCCCGUCGAUUAUGCUAGCAACCCCAAACCCCGCGUAUCAAAUGCUCCUGGCUCAUCCCGACUCGUGGCAUCUAAUCGGGGCGACGCACGCUUUUUAUCCCCGUCUGGGCCACGGCACAUCGAGACAACAGGCUCUAUGCAGCUGGUGACUACGCAUACAUAUGAAUCUCUACCCGACAGAAAAAGCAAUUUGGAGGCCUUUUCCGAUAGAGGGAACAAGACUGAUGAAGAGAGUAUUGUGCUGUGGCCAUCGAUCAGCUUGACGCAUAACCCAAGACCAAGACCACCCUGUCAUGCAAGCACACGGAAGUUCAAUGAACGUCGGCUGCUCGAGGAUGCGGCGGCCGUAGGGAGGCAGACUCAGGGUCGUAGUUUCGUUUUCUCGUGCUGCAGCAAGCGCAAGUUGUUGUUUUUGUUGAUAGGUGGAGUCCGGUCGGCUGGUUGGGAUUGGAUUGGAUUGGAUUGGUUUGGUUUGGUUUGCAUAAAGAUAGAGAGACUUGGAUUCCCGUCAAAACCUUCAAGUGUAGCUUUGCCUGGUGACCAAGAGGUAGUACCGUGGCCGUAUCCUAAAAGCAUCAACGACAACGACAACGAUGACGGCAACAGUGACGAUGGCAAAUCCUCGCUUGACCUGGAAAGGGCAUCACCUGGGGAUAAGCGACAGUCACCUCUGCUUGAAUCUUUCCGGAUCAUGGCCGACUCAAAGGGUAAAGGUCCAGCGCCACCACCUCCUGUCCCUAUGGAGGACCUGGUGGAGACAUCUUUAAAGGGCUUGGCCGUCGAAGAGAAGACUUGGAGCCUGGAAGACGAUGGUCCGAUUGGAUAUGGUCCGAUUGAUCCAGCAGAAUCAGCACUUCUACUUCUGCCCUCAUACGACCGGAAGGGAAUCAGAGAUAUCGCCUACGGCAGGAGCAGCAAGCAUGGCAGAGCGAGGACGGAGACGACCGAUUCGAGAUCAGGUGGCGGUACGAGGCGGGGCACUUUAGUGAUAAUAGGAUCAGAAGUCUUCAGAAAGUAUAAAGACAGCGGAGCGUACAAGAAAAAUCGAGAGCUUGUCUCACGAGGAGACUUGACAAUGUCGGCGAAGGUGGAGCUGAACGAUGGUUCAUCUGCUUCUACGGCUGCAAAGGAUCUAUCCACGACGACUGUGGACUCUGAAAUGCAGAUUUAG
Messenger RNA from Drepanopeziza brunnea f. sp. 'multigermtubi' MB_m1, 1260 nucleotides. RefSeq lists its product as uncharacterized. Lineage: Eukaryota; Fungi; Ascomycota; Leotiomycetes; Helotiales; Drepanopezizaceae. The record is from RefSeq and is a predicted model, not a curated record.